Molecule: messenger RNA, 1207 nt
Organism: Hyalella azteca
Lineage: Eukaryota; Metazoa; Arthropoda; Malacostraca; Amphipoda; Hyalellidae
Gene: eEF5
Product: eukaryotic translation initiation factor 5A
Exons: 4
Coding region: 114-590 (158 amino acids)
Biological process (GO): positive regulation of translational elongation; positive regulation of translational termination
Molecular function (GO): ribosome binding; translation elongation factor activity; RNA binding
Source: RefSeq, a predicted model, not a curated record
AGUGUAGCGUGCGCUUUUCGUUGCUCCAUUGUUGUUCCCUAUUCGGUGUGUUGUGCACAUCACCCGACCGUAACACACGUUUUGUCCUGCAGUUUUAGGAAAACACUUUCACAAUGUCUGAGGAGCUCAAUGCUGAAUUUGAAACCGCUGAAUCUGGCGUGUCCAACGUUUACCCGGCACAGUGCUCCUCCCUCCGCAAAAAUGGAUAUGUUGUAAUUAAGGGUCGGCCUUGUAAAAUUGUUGAGAUGUCCACAUCAAAAACUGGCAAACAUGGGCAUGCUAAGGUGCAUCUCGUGGGAAUUGAUCUGUUCAGCGGCAAGAAAUAUGAGGACAUCUGUCCCUCCACUCACAAUAUGGACGUACCUGUGGUCAAGCGUGCUGAUUACCAGCUGGUGGACAUUUCGGCGGACAACUUCCUUUCACUGAUGCAAGAGUCCGGAGACCUGCGUGAGGACAUUAAGAUCCCGGAUGGUGAACUCGGCACGGAAAUCCGCAGCAAAUUUGAGUCCGGGGAGGACAUUCUGUGCACCGUCUUGUGCGCCAUGGGCAGCGAGAUGGUCAUCGCCACAAAACCCAACAGCGGCAAAUAGUCGCAUCACACUAUUUUUAUCUAUUCAAACCGAAACUCUCAUUUGCGUUUUGACUGUUCUAAGACCUCAUAAAAUGCAUGAAUUGUGCAGCAUUGAAAAUGAAACACUCAUUUUCCAAUCAUGCCCUCUGUUAAUCAUGUAACUCCUCUCGUUCCUUUCCUUCUUUUUAUUAUACUCAUGACUUAUGUUUCCAUUAGACGGUGGUCAAUGCUCAGUCUUUCGUUUUCCUCUUCCAUUGUUAAUGUUAGUCCCUAAAAGCCUUAACUCUCCGACCCUUGCAACUAGUGUCCGCCUUUACGCGGACACACAUUUUGCUGUAUUAUUUUAUUAAUCAUGUUAUUUUUUCUUACCAUUCAACUGACUAACAUUAUUCCCAUUUGUGAACUCAUUCCAUACUAUACUACAUAUCUCUUAUCUUUCAAAGCCACGCUUGCAAUUGCUGCUAAUCUCUUGGUGACGUGAGCUUCAACAGUCAUUUGAACAUUUCUUUUUCAAGAUUUGCCAUUUUUACGUAUAAUGACCGACCAGGUGUUUGUCGUGGUUAACGCGAGUCGUGGAUCACGGGUGUGCCGAGAAUAUAACUUGUUAUGCGUCAAAUACAUUUGGGAGUAAACGCA